Messenger RNA from Melitaea cinxia (Glanville fritillary), 445 nucleotides. RefSeq lists its product as uncharacterized. Bases 23 to 445 code for a protein of 140 amino acids. The transcript has 3 exons. The record is from RefSeq and is a predicted model, not a curated record. NCBI's taxonomy places the organism in Eukaryota, Metazoa, Arthropoda, Insecta, Lepidoptera, Nymphalidae.
UUCGUUUUUGCAACAUUAUAACAUGCCGAGAUUAUGUGCAUUAAAAUGUCCACCCUUGGGUAUCCCCAUGCAUCGAUUCCCCAAUCCUGAGAAGUAUCUGGAGAGAUUUAAAAGUUGGGUCACUAUUGCUGGUGGAAAUCCAGAAAGUGUUUCAGACUAUGAAUACUUCCAAAAGCAGAGACUGUGUGACAGGCAUUUCACCGAUAAAGAUCGACUCAGAUUUAAUCGAUUGAAUGCCCUAGCUGUCCCAUCACUACAUCUUACUGGCUUUACUCCAGCGGCUCCUGCCAUGGAAGCAGAAGCAUCAACAUCCCAAUCAAUGGAUAUAGGUAACACGAAUUCUUUAUUUAAAGUUGCUGAGCAAAUACUAAGUUUUAAUAAAUCCUCAGAUCGAAUCUUAGUUUUUGCUACCUACAGCUUUAUGAUAACUGCACAGAAUAUUUAG